AUGGUGUUUGGAAAGGAAUUUAAUUUUCCCAUCGAGCUUGAGCAUAAGGCCUUGUGUGUGUUAAAGAGAUUGAACAUGAAUUUUGAAGAAGCCUCCGAGAAGAGAGUUACAAAACUCCACGAGUUGAAAGAUUUUGGACUCAAGGCUUAUGAGAUCUCCGCAUUGUAUAAAGAGAAAAUAAAGAAAUGGCAUGAUGCUCGAAUAUUUAGAUGCAAAUUCCAUGUCGGAGAGAGUGUACUCCUUUACAAUUCUCAUUUGAAACUUUUUGAUGGGAAGCUUCGUUCUAAAAGGUCGGGACCAUUUGUGAUUUCUAAUGUCUACCUUAGUAGUGCCAUUGAAUUGGAAGAUCAUGAAAGAAAGAAGUUUGUAGUGAAUGGUCAAAGGGUGAAGCACUGUAAUAUGGAAGAUCCUAUGGUGGCCAAGGUGGAAUUUUUUUAUUUCAAAGAUGCCACAUGGUGA
Capsicum annuum is the source of this 459-nucleotide messenger RNA. RefSeq lists its product as uncharacterized. The record is from RefSeq and is a predicted model, not a curated record. The coding region runs from base 1 to 459 and encodes 152 amino acids. Lineage: Eukaryota; Viridiplantae; Streptophyta; Magnoliopsida; Solanales; Solanaceae. The transcript has a single exon.